UAAGAAUGAAGGCGAUGUCACCGCCAAAUUCUACUUCGCGAAGCGCAAAAUGGUGUGGGAGGUGCUAGAUGGAGCUCUCAAGAGCAAGCUCGAAAUGCCAUGGUCUGAUAUCUCUGCCAUAAGGGUAUCCCUACUCGAUGGUCACCCCGGCACCCUCGAAAUCGAGGUUUUCUUCUCUCUCUUUAACUCUUUUUUAUCAUUUCCUUUCAACUUUGUGCAAGAGAAAGAGAUAAAAAAAAAUUUUGUGAAGUUGAGCCAGCCCCCGAUGUUCUUCCACGAGAUCAGCCCUCAGCCAAGAAAGCACACCCUUUGGAAGCAGUCCCCUGAUUUCACAAAAGGCCAAGCUCCCAAUUGGAGGAUACACUAUCUGAGGUUCCCCCCCGGUGUGCUGGACAAACACUACGAGAAGCUUCUGCAAUCCGAUGCGCGCCUGUGUGCAUUGGCCAAGAUGCCAUUCCCGAGCCACUCCUCUCCUUUUUUCAAUCAAGAAAUGCUCAUGCCCUUCUCGCUGGACUUCAACAGCUAUCCGUAUCCUCCACUACCAACAAUGGACGAGGGGACACCAUCUUGGGAUGGUUAUCAUCCAAAUGGAGGGAUGAUUGACUUUGGGGUGGCUACAGCACCCUCCCGCACAAACUACCAGCAGGCCUAUGGCUUGGGGUUGGGGUUGGAUGCACAACCUCAAUACAAUGUCAAUGCACUGGGAUUUGAUCCCAAUAUGAGUGCUCAGUGGAUGAUGCCACCUCAACCUCAGCUCUACCCUGACCCGAGCCUCAACAUGAUGGAUGAUCAAACUCUACUGAUGGGGAAGCACCAUUUCGUUGAUAACUCUCUACCUCCGUUUCCCGAUGAAACUUCGGCCUCCCCUAACUUUUACAUACCGCCAUGGGAGUAAGAGUGAUUCAAAUAGGUGCAUUAGGUAGAACAUGUAACACCUC
Salvia splendens (bonfire salvia) is the source of this 938-nucleotide messenger RNA. RefSeq lists its product as uncharacterized. Lineage: Eukaryota; Viridiplantae; Streptophyta; Magnoliopsida; Lamiales; Lamiaceae. The record is from RefSeq and is a predicted model, not a curated record. The coding region runs from base 50 to 895 and encodes 281 amino acids. The transcript is spliced from 2 exons.